AAAGAGCAAUACGAAAGGGAAAGGCCCAUUCAACCCGUUAAAGAGCAGCAUUCAAUCGACCGACCGACCGCCGUCUUUUGCUGUGCUAUCUUGCCUUGCACGUAUCUUCUUCAAUUGAGAUCGUCUUCUUAUGGCGGCGCGCCGUGUGGAGGGCUGUAGAGACUAGAUUGAAGCAUGCGCGACAAACGGGGAACGACCAAGGCAUGGCCGAAUCGUGAUCGCGGUCGUGAAGUUCCCGAGUCGGCCGUAGAUCAUACUCCGCCCCGCGACGAGGACAUCGCUAAGACACCUCCGAGGAGCACCAAUUCUAAACGAAGCAAGCGCCCAGAACCUCUAGUCGUUGAUCCCCCAUUACGCAUUGAUAAAUCGACAUCAGAGGUGUUUGAGAAGGACGUCUUAAGCAAUGAGCCGAAGAAGCGACCUCCGCCGCGUGGGGAUACGCGCUGGUCAAUGUCACUCUUAUUAGUGAUACUCACGCUGCUAUCAGUAUGUGCGACUGCUUACAUCGUGGAUUCCUUUCUGCGUUAUCAGCGAGAUGACAAGGGUUGCCGCAUGUCUUGGAUGUCACCGUCCUAUGCCAGGCUCACGAGCUUUGAUACCGAACACACGCGGUUCGCAAGUAAAUACUCGCUCUAUUUAUACCGUGAACAAGGCGUAGAUAUCGACCUCAAGCCAAAUGGUGUACCUGUUCUCUUCAUCCCGGGUAACGCCGGAAGCUAUAAGCAAGUUCGACCUAUAGCUGCUGAAGCCGCCAAUCAAUACGCUGAAGCGCUGAAGCUCAAUUCUUGGAUCGCUGACGAUGGGAAACGGAAUUUGGAUUUCUUCACGGUGAACUUCAACGAGGAGUUCUCGGCUUUCCAUGGACAAACUCUACUGGAUCAGGCAGAAUACCUCAACGAGGCGGUCAGUUUUAUCCUGUCACUAUACCACGAUACGCGUCAGUCCUCGUCUGAUACUGAUCUUCCUGACCCUACCUCGGUCAUUGUGAUUGGUCAUUCGAUGGGCGGCAUCGUUGCUCGUACAAUGCUCACCUUGCCGAAUUAUCAAUCGAAUUCCGUCAAUACCAUUCUCACUAUGUCAGCGCCCCACGCAGCACCACCUGUCCCGUUUGACUGGGAUAUCCAUCAGAUAUAUGCUACAAUCAAUGACUAUUGGCGGAAGUCUUUUGCGGAGGAUCCUGCGAACAACCCCUUGUGGCAGACAUCUUUGAUCUCAGUGGCUGGCGGUGGUCUUGACACCGUUGUUGCCUCUGACUAUACGAGUACGGCUUCGUUGUUGCCUGAUAGUCAUGGGUUCACCGUCUUCACAUCAUCUGUACCAAAUGUUUGGACCAGUAUGGAUCAUCAGGCAAUCCUCUGGUGCGACCAGUUUCGGAAAGUCGUUGCUGGAGCAUUGUUAGAAGUCGUUGACGCUCGGCGUCCUGGACAAACGCAGAGCCGAGAGAGACGCAUGGGAGUGUUCCGGAAAUGGUUUCUCACCGGUCUUGAACAAGGUCAUAACCUUGUAGCACGUGGAGCAGGGGAAGGACGAAGUACGAUUCUUGCCCUGCAGGACACCUCACAUGAGAUUGUGCCAUUGGGAGAACGCUUGAUACUGAGACAACUCGGAGACCACUCGACCAAAGUGCAUCUGUUGCCAGUUCCUCCCUCAAUGUCCCACCCGGGCUUUUCGGGGUUUUCUUUGAUUACUGAUCAGAAAAUUGGCUCUUCUCCUGGUCUGGCAGGAGUGCGUGUUCUUUUGUGCAGUGUUUUGCCACUUGAUAAGAACGACCAUCAUAUAAUAGCAAAGGACGUGCGGGCUACUGAGUUAGCAUGCAGAGAUGCGUCGUCCGAUACGGUGUUGCUUCCAAGUUCGAAUGACGAGGCCAAACAUCCUUUUUCAGGGGAAACAUUCUCUUAUUUGACUUACGAUAUUGACAGGCUUGGAGAUCGUCAAUUUGUGGCUGUGAUAGAUCAGACUCUCGAACCCUCAUCUGGUUUCCUUGUCGCAGAAUUCUUUGACAAAACGGAGAGUGAAAUACUGUCGGAAGCUGGUUUCCCAUAUUUCCUCCACAACGAUCUGGAAUUCACACUGACGCCUAAGCGACCAAUAGUGGUGAAUAUUCGUAUCCCAGCUAUCGAUAGCAGUUUACUUGCUUACACGAUGAUUGUGGGGCCGCAAGUGUGCGAUGAUUACAAGCAGAUCUUUGCGCCAUUGGUCCGUCAAUACAUUACUAAUCCUCACGAGUCGAAGUUCUUUGUCAACGUUCACCAGGCUGAUAUCAAUCUGCAUGGAGAUGCUCCUUUCAUGGUGCCAGUGAUUGGUCCGGGCAUACAGAAAGGUGUCACACUCCAGUUCUGGACAGAUCCUAGCUGCAGUACCCCCCUCAGCGUUAUCAUCAAGUUAGAUAUCAGGGGAAGUUUCGGAAAACUAGUGAUGAGGUUUCGAACCGCUUUCGCUGCGUUCCCUCUUAUAAUCAUAUGUCUCACCCUCCGACGACAAUUCGUCGAGUACGACGGUGGGCAAGCGUUUAUGAGUUUCGCCGAGGGCUUGAGCCUGGUGGUCCGAGACACGCUGCCGUACGCACUCGUUGCUGUUUCGAUAUCAUCUUUGGUUUUGGCGUUAACGCAUUCGCAUGAGGCUAUGGAUUUAUCCAGCAUUUUCCACCAUCUGGCGACCUCGUCGAUUGCUCACGAGGCGGUGGGUGGUGGUCAUAUAUGGCGGAACGAUAUUCUGCUGGGACUUCACAACCCUCACCUCUGGUUUUUGGCGCCCUUGUUUGUGCUCAUAUCAGUGGGCACUUGCGUUCUUCUGUACGUCGCGACAAUGCUUAUUGUCAACUUUUUGCAUCUGAUGUCGUCCAUCCCGUUGAGGAAGUACGCUGAUGCACCAGACGACCAAAAGGUCAACAAUCAAACAUCCUACUUCGCACAAAGUACGCCGAGAAGGCGCUUGAUUACGACACUCGUUCUUUUAUUCUUCGUCGCUACGUUUGUGCCAUAUCAGUUUGCAUAUAUCGUAGCGUGCAUUGUGCAGGUUCUCACCUGUACCCGGGCUUUGGGCUGCGCAAAAGAUCAGGGUAAUUGCGCCAAGGGUGAUUCACAUUGGGACUUUUUCAAUUACACCCAUUCGAUCCUUGUCCUUAUGUUGUGGCUCCUGCCUGUCAAUAUUCCUGUCCUGGUCGUUUGGGUCCGUAACCUCGCUGUUCAAUGGCUCACCCCGUUUUCCUCACACCACAACGUGCUCUCGGUGGCUCCAUUUAUAUUGUUGGUGGAGACACUGACCGCGGGAAAGAUGAUUCCACGAACGAAAACCAGGCCGUCGAUAAUCGUACGCAUAAUACUUCUGUGCUUCGCAACAAUUGCAGCGUUGUGGGGAGUCAUGCACGCGUAUGUCCUGCACCACCUUGGAAACAUAUUGGCAUCCUGGUUGGUGAUAUUGCAUUUUGCUGCCGUGGUCGGUCGCGGCGGCCGUCGACAACUGGCUUUAUACGAAUUGUUCUCUAAUGAUGAGAAGAAGAAACCCUAGAGUGAUAUAUUUAACUGGCAUUGAGUCAUUACGGUGUUUCGUUUCAUGGGGUUGUUUUGCAUGGAUUUGUUUCUGUUAUCUUGGGCGUUACUAACUUACUAUCUUACUCGUAAACAAUAAUACACAGUGAAGGGUGUUGAAUGAAAGCCUUGUGCGG
Molecule: messenger RNA, 3664 nt
Organism: Saitoella complicata NRRL Y-17804
Lineage: Eukaryota; Fungi; Ascomycota; Saitoellomycetes; Saitoellales; Saitoellaceae
Product: PGAP1-domain-containing protein
Exons: 4
Coding region: 175-3507 (1110 amino acids)
Biological process (GO): endoplasmic reticulum to Golgi vesicle-mediated transport; GPI anchor metabolic process
Cellular component (GO): endoplasmic reticulum
Molecular function (GO): phosphatidylinositol deacylase activity
Source: RefSeq, a predicted model, not a curated record